AUGAAGAAGAUGAUUGGGAUUCCUGGAACAAUGAGUGGACUGAUAUUGAGAUUAGGUCAAUGUGCAACUGCUGCUACUUCGAUUGGUGUUAUGGUUUCUGCUCCUGGCUUCUCUAGUUACACUGCUUUCUGCUUCUUAGUUGCAUCUAUGGGACUUCAAAUGAUAUGGAGCUUUGGACUUGCGUGUCUUGACGUAUAUGCGAUAAUGCGAAAAUGUGAUUUACAAAGUCCCAUCUUAUUGAGCCUUUUCACUGUUGGUGAUUGGGUCACUGCACUUCUUUCUCUUGCAGCUGCUUGUUCAUCUGCAGGAGUUACGGUUUUAUUCACAAAAGAUACUGAGUUUUGCAGGCAGCAACCUGCUCUCUCUUGUGAUAGGUUUCAGAUUUCGGUCGGUUUUGCUUUCUUUAAUUGGAUUUCGGCUGCUAUAUCGUCUCAUGCAAUGUUUUGGAUCUUGAUAUGA
Messenger RNA from Arabis nemorensis, 459 nucleotides. Lineage: Eukaryota; Viridiplantae; Streptophyta; Magnoliopsida; Brassicales; Brassicaceae. The record is from the annotation of a GenBank genome assembly.